AUGCCGGUCAUAAAAGAAGCAUUAAAAAUUAAUUCUAACGGCUUGGAGAUAACAUAUUUUAAAACUUUGAGUAUAUCGAUCGGUAUACUAGAAGGACCUGCAGCUUUACCUGUUUUUAAAGAUGAUAUUAUAUCCUCAAUUUCCUCUCUUGUAGUAGGAAAAACUGCAAAACUAUUGCUUUCUGGUGUAGGUAAAUAAUCUAAUGGGGAAUUCUGUACGUUUGGUAUCUUAGUUAAAAGUUUGUUACCUAUAUUGGCAAAAUAGUUAUUGAAAGCAUUUGCCACCAACUUUGGAUUUAUUAUUUCUUGGCUAUUUUCUACAAUUUUAAUAAGUUUAUGAGAUGACUGUGGUUUAAAGUGAACAAUUUGUUUAAUUACUUUCCAUAAAUUUUUUGCUAUUAUGUUUAUUGUCAAGGAAGUAUUUAUUAUAAUAUUGUUUCUUACUCAGCUUUAGAAGAUGAUUCAAUUUCUUCCUAUAAUAUUUAAAUUUAUUGUAAUAAUAAAUUGAUUUAGUUUUAAGAAAUUUUUUAUGCCAUCUGUUUUUUAUUUGGAUUGACCAUUUUAGUGCAAGCGUAAUCCAUGGUUUAGAGUUUAGCUUAAGUUCUUUUCAUGUUAUUUGCUUUACUGGUAUAUGCUUAUCUAUUAUAACUGAGAUUCGGUCAUAAAAUGAGUGGAACAUUGAAGAUGGGUCAAGUUCUGAGACAAAAACUUCAUCCCAGUUGAUAUUUUGAACAUCAUUAAUUAGAUCUGAAUAAUUCAAUUUGGAGUAAUCUCUCUUAUAUAGUUUUAUAUUAGUCGGAAGAGAAGUGAAUUUAUCAAAAAUUAGGAAAUUUGGUAAAUGAUCAGUAAUAUCAUAUACAAUGUUGCCACUAAUAACAAAAUGUUCAAAGGUAUUCAAAAACAUAUUAUCAAUUAAUGUGGCUGAAUGAUCAGUUAUUCUAGUUGGUUGCAAGAUAUGGGGUUCAGCACACCUGUCGUUACCAAUCGAGGUGGCAUUUAAACAUUGAAGGCAUGCCAUCUUUGGAAGAUCCUCCUUGCAUUUAAUUUUGAUAACAUCACUAUUUUCAUCCUUUCUCAAGUAAAUUAUUCCGUUAGAGUUGAUUAAAGAAAUUUUAACAGAACGUCCUUUUGAUAAUCCUAAAGGUUCGAGGCGAAUAGGACUAGUUUGGGAAAGAAUCGUCGACAAUUUAAAUUCAAGAGCAGAUGUAGUCUUCAACUUGAAGGACAUCAGGGCUGUACGCGAUCGCUAUAACUUGUUAGCAAAAAAAAUACAAAAAGGAGAGGAAAUUAAUGCUUCGGGCAUUGGCACUGAUGAGCCAAGUGAGCUUGAAGACGCCAUUGAGGAAGCUGUUGCUCUUUUUGAGAGUCAAGAAGAGGAACGAGAAAAGGAAAAAACUGCUAAAGAUGAGGACAGAAGUCAAGCAGAA
Messenger RNA from Paramuricea clavata, 1426 nucleotides. The record is from the annotation of a GenBank genome assembly. NCBI's taxonomy places the organism in Eukaryota, Metazoa, Cnidaria, Anthozoa, Malacalcyonacea, Plexauridae.